This is a messenger RNA of Physcomitrium patens, 2027 nucleotides long. RefSeq lists its product as uncharacterized. The record is from RefSeq and is a predicted model, not a curated record. Gene Ontology annotation, molecular function: protein binding. Lineage: Eukaryota; Viridiplantae; Streptophyta; Bryopsida; Funariales; Funariaceae.
GGAUUUUCCAUUCAACGGGCAGUAGACAACAGCCCCCCUUCCGCCUGUUACCCUUCAUUGGGGUCAAACUGGCACAUCCCAUUUCAGGUCUUGCCGGCGCUCAGGCCUCCUACUUUCCUCUUCAAUCUCCACUAGCCCUUCCCUGUCGACCGUGAUUGUUGCAAGACAGAUCUCCAAUCCUCUCCUUCAAGUGCGGCUAGCUUGCUGCUUGCUUAUCAGCUCGUGCAAGUCAAAAUUCUCGCUCAGAGUGCACGAUCUCAACCGUCUAGAAAAACCUUAUCGUUGUUCCCGAGGGUGUUUUCGCUGUGUGUUCACGUGGUGAGGUCGCAGCGUGCCGAUGAAUCUAGCUUCGGGUGGGAACGGUGGCUCCCGGAGUUGAGGAGAGUGGAACUACAACAGCAGGCGGGACGGAGAUCGUUUAGUUUUGGAGGGGAAGUUGCGCAUCAAUUGUCGAGAGAGCUUAGCGGAUGGCAGUGACGAUGGAGGUUGCGUGGAGAGGUGCAGCGUUGGGCAACAGUCCAGUUGUGUUAAGCAAGAAGCGCGCGUGGGGUGCAGAUGCGGAGAAAUUGAUGCAGCUGAUGGUGGGUCAGCCUGGUAGCUCCUCCGUGACAAAGCCGGAGGAGGUGACGCUGGACUUGCUGGGGAUGGCCGCUGCAGUUCCCACUUCGCCUUCCACCGCAGUGACGGAAUUGCUCCAGGACUCGUCUAUGGCGUUGCCGGAGCUCGACCCUGAACUGCCUCUACCCUCUGGUUGGGAGAAGUGCCUUGACCCAAAGGUAGGAGAACUUUACUUUGUCAACAGGAGCACGGGCGUGAGGACAAACGAGGAUCCACGGAAGCUGCAGAAGGAAGCAGCGUUGAUCUCGGAAGAGCUGACACCUUCACCUCUUGCGCACGAGUUUCUUUGCAGCAAGAGGUCGGAGAUACUUCGAGAAGAGAGCUUGAGAGACUCUACACUGUCCGAGUCCUCCGGAGGUGCGAGUCCUCGAGACAACGGACCCCUGCAACUGCUUUCCUUUUCAACUGGUAAGCAGCAAUGGAAUCUACAGCUGGACGGCCGCAGCACCCCUAGCCUCAGCACGAUGGGUGGCAGCCCCGGAGUGGCUCCUUUCCUCAACUUCUUCGACAAGGAAGAUUCUAACCUAGAGCUGAAUCUGAACCUCUCCGCCGGACGUGACUCCCCCCGACGCCACCGUCAGCAACAAACCGUUUGCACGAUGGAGAUGGUGCAAAGGGCCCUGAAGAGAACGGAGAAGGUCAUGGGGAAAUGUGAAAUGCCCAUCGCCUCCUUCGAUCUAAAGCACUCGGGAUCCACCUCUUCUCUCACCUCAAUUCGCUUUGAGUCCUCCUGGUCCUACUCCUCCCCUUCAACCAGCAGUGCAAGCUCAACAUCGUCUAGAUUCCAAGGCGUUUGCGGCGCAGUACCUGUCUUAGACGGUCCUCACGGUUUGAGAUCCUCCGGUCUAAGGCUAUGUGAGGCGGAAAGCAAGAAAAACGCGCUAGUAAUGGGGGCCUGCACACAGUGCCUUAUGUACGUGAUGCUGAACAGGAGCAACCCCAAGUGCCCGCGCUGCCAGAGCGAAGUGCCGCUGGACUUCACUUCGCCUCCAUCGCCAAAGAGACAACGCCCAGACACGACGACGGUCCACACAUGAGGCAGUCUUGCUGUCCAGGAUGAUCAACCAUGAGCUAGUAUUAAAAUAAUAAAAAAAACACAACAACAACAACGACGACGACGACGACGACAACCGCGGAAUGGCUCUAAUUCCUUGUAAGGAAGGCUCAGAUGCUAUCGACAAGUCGAGGAGGCCAGGUCGGCGACGAUCUGUCGCUCUGGGCGAGAAGAUGGGGCGUGCAACAAUCGUCUCUCUCCGUCUUCUGAUGUACAUUGUAAAUUUCUAGCUAGUACGAUAGAAAAUACGUUGCCCGCGCUGCAACUUAACCAGCGGCAGCAAUCUGUACCAUAACAUUACUCAUGCUACAAGCGAUGGAUCAUCCCCAUAACAAACUCAACAAUUCGCUGUGCA